Messenger RNA from Neopelma chrysocephalum (saffron-crested tyrant-manakin), 2746 nucleotides. RefSeq names its product STEAP4 metalloreductase (gene STEAP4). Gene Ontology annotation, biological process: copper ion import. Gene Ontology annotation, cellular component: endosome; plasma membrane. The transcript is spliced from 5 exons. Gene Ontology annotation, molecular function: ferric-chelate reductase (NADPH) activity; cupric reductase (NADH) activity. Bases 349 to 1746 code for a protein of 465 amino acids. The record is from RefSeq and is a predicted model, not a curated record. Lineage: Eukaryota; Metazoa; Chordata; Aves; Passeriformes; Pipridae.
UAGCCAAGGGGCAAGUCAGUGCCAGCAUGGCAAAAGCAACCACAGCUUCACCUCAGCUGUAAAUACAAGGACUGGGACUUUCCCUGAGUCUUUGACGGGAAGUUCUUUCAACUUACACAGACAGAAAAGGCUUGCGACAUCCCCUCAUCUGUUUCUCCCCUGUGCACUCAUCCCGGCUUCCACUAGAUAAACACCAGACGGGCUGCCAGGGUUUCUGCACUCUUCUCUGCAGCUCCUGAGGUCUCUCUUGGUCCAGCACAUUCAACAUCUCAGCAGCUUGGAAAGCACUGGCUUGCUUAGGGGGACUGCAUCAGGUUGAGUGCACAGAUUAAUACAAAUUCUUCCAACAUGAUGGCCUUGGCUCCUAACACUUCUAAGAAAAGAGAGACAGUGUGCAUAUUUGGAACUGGAGAUUUUGGACGAGCUCUGGGGCAUAAAAUGAUUCAGUGUGGCUACCCCGUGGUGUAUGGAAGUCGGAGCACCCAGAUAUCAAACCUGAUUCCCAAGGAUGCAGAGGUGUUGAGCCACGCAGAGGCAGCACAGAAAGCUGCCAUCAUCAUUAUAGCAAUCCAGAGGCAACACUACAACUUCCUUACACCACUAGCAGAAAUUCUCCGUGGAAAAGUUGUGGUGGACAUAAGCAACAACUUAAAAUUAAACCAGUAUCCUGAAUCCAAUGCAGAGUACCUUGCUCAGCUGCUGCCAGGUGCCAGGGUUGUGAAAUCCUUUAACACCGUGUCAGCCUGGGCCUUGCAGUCGGGAGCGUUGGAUGCAAGCCGGCAGGUGUUUGUCUGUGGAGAUGACAUGGAAGCUAAACAAAUGGUGAUGAAUAUUGUUCGUGCACUGGGUCUCACUCCACUAGAUCAGGGAUCCCUCUUGGCUGCUCAGGAAAUAGAAAAUUACCCUCUGCAGCUCUUUCCAAUGUGGAAGUUUCCCUUCUUUUUGUCCCUUGGCCUAACUGCAUUCUUCUUCUUCUACUGUUUGGCUCUUGAUGUAAUUUACACUUACAUAUAUGAAAACAGCAACUUUUCAUUUUUUAUUGCAUUUACCAUUCCAAAUCGGAUCUGCCCUGUAAUGGCACUCAUCCUUCUUGGCUUGGUUUAUCUUCCUGGUGUACUUGCCGCAAUUAUUCAGUUAUAUAGAGGCACCAAAUACCGCCGUUUUCCAGACUGGCUGGACAAAUGGAUGCUGUGUAGGAAACAACUUGGACUAAUAGCCUUGGCAUUUGCUUCUUUGCAUGCUGUGUUCACCCUUGCUAGUCCACUUCGCUCCUUCGUAAAAUGGAGAACCAGCAAAACAAUCAUCUCCCAGGCACUGAACAAUAAAACAGAACCACUCGACACGACUAAUGCCUGGCUUAGUGACUCUUACUUGGCUUUGGGAGUUAUAGGGUUUUUUUUCUUUGUUCUUGUGGGAAUAACCUCCUUGCCUUCAGUCAGCAACAGUGUCAACUGGCGAGAAUUUCGAUUUGUACAGUCCAAACUGGGAUAUCUGACACUGAUUUUGUGUACCGCGCACACGCUGGUUUAUGGUGGAAAAUGGUUCCUGAGCCCAUCAGCAUACAAAUGGUAUCUUCCAAACAUCUAUAUGCUCUCCCUCGUUGUGCCAUGUGCUGUACUGGUAGUCAAAUUUGUGCUGAUAUUUCCUUGUGUGGACAAACCUCUCACACAAAUUCGACAGGGCUGGGAGAGGAAUCCCAAAUCCUCGGAACAAUCAAAUCACAUUAUAAACAAGUCUGCUGUAUAAUUAGACUAAACUGUAUCAUCAAAAAAAUAUUAUGAAGACACAUAAAAAUGAAGUCUUGAGCCUGCUCUAUCUGGAGAGAGAGAGAAAAAGUGAAAAACUUGGCCAGACCCUGUGUGAAACAAAGUCAUCCCAAUGACAAGCUUAAAAUACAAAUCAAAUGAAGCCAUUGAUUUUCUACACCCCAGGCAGUCUUUCACACAGGUGCAGGCCCUCUCCUCUGCUCUAUAUAUUCCCCCUUGCCUGUUUACCCUCCAUUUCUAAGAAGAGUAUGUGAGAAGGAAGUGGUGAUCCAUGUCCCUCCUCUGUAGUUUCAAACCUCCUCCAGAGCUGGGCAGAUCCACAGUAACCUUUGCUGUUAGACAACGUCCGCUCCUCUUCCCUAUCCUGCCCUUUGGGACUCAGGUCUACAUACACCUACAAGCAUCCACAGAGAUCCAUAUACACACCUGCAUGUAUUUCCACACAUUUCCCUGUUUCCACCCCCAGAAUCCACCAGCACCAAACGAACAGAUGCACGAUGGAUGCUAUCUCUUCCUCCUAGCAAUAGUUUAUCCUCCAUUAACAUCUAAUUCAAAGACAUCUAUGUUCAUACCUUAGAGAUAAUUGAGUAAGAUUUGUUUAGUUUAUGUACAAUGAUAUUCAAAGGAUAUGGGUCAAGGACUGCUGAAUCUUUGCUUGCACUGCUCUACCAGAAAUUUGGGGGCAAGGGGAAGGAGGAAAGAUCAAAAUGCCAGAGAGAUGUGAGAAGUGCUCACAAACCCACGCAUCUCAAGUAUAGGCAAAAAAAGAUCUGUGAUCUUUUAUGUAAGCAGUGAGUUGUAAGGAAAGAAACUAAAGGAAAAUCCUUUCUGUAUGAGGCAGUUGUAUUAUACGUCAUAGUUAUAUCUCAUGAAGAGAUAGUUGGUAUUUAAAAAAUCAAAUUUUUGGAUGUUAUAUUACAAAUAUUCUAUGAAAAUACACAUAUUUUAAAGACAAUAAAGAUUUUUUUUUACACUGUUGA